Molecule: messenger RNA, 644 nt
Organism: Gymnodraco acuticeps
Lineage: Eukaryota; Metazoa; Chordata; Actinopteri; Perciformes; Bathydraconidae
Gene: map1lc3b
Product: microtubule-associated protein 1 light chain 3 beta
Exons: 3
Biological process (GO): macroautophagy; autophagy of mitochondrion; cellular response to nitrogen starvation
Cellular component (GO): cytosol; autophagosome membrane; autophagosome
Molecular function (GO): ubiquitin protein ligase binding
Source: RefSeq, a predicted model, not a curated record
GGUCAGCUGACAGGUUUGUUUUGCUUGCUCGAGCUCGUCCUGAUAACAACACAGCGAGAGGAAGGAAGCGGGGACAUCAAACCGUCUGUGAACUAGUGUCCUUUACUUUGUAUUUUAGCAAGAAGCUACCAGCACGGUUGACAACUGAGACUUUUAAACAUCGUUUUUAGCUUUUGAAUUGUUGUUUCAGCCGCUACCUCCGUUUUUAUCUACUGCCAACUGGUUGACUUUGACGCAAUAUGCCUUCAGAAAAAACCUUCAAACAAAGAAGGACAUUCGAACAAAGAGUAGAAGAUGUGCGACUGAUCCGAGAGCAGCACCCCAACAAGAUACCCGUGAUCAUUGAGAGGUACAAAGGAGAGAAGCAGCUCCCCAUCCUGGACAAGACCAAGUUCCUGGUGCCAGACCACGUCAACAUGAGUGAGCUCAUCAAGAUCAUCAGGUAACAACUUCAGUCCUCUACUCUCUGCUCCUUCUCUUUCUCUAUGUAUUUUUCCUUUAGUCCCUUUCCUGUCAUUUACUUCCUGUUUGUACUCACCUUUCAUUUGUUAUCACUGCCUUUGUUCUCUCAUUUCCUUCCUUUUACCUUCCCUCCCUUUUCUCUUAUUUUCAUCAAAUGUAUGGUACUCUCGUUUACUUUACUA